This is a messenger RNA of Fundulus heteroclitus (mummichog), 5980 nucleotides long. RefSeq names its product metal regulatory transcription factor 1-like. Gene Ontology annotation, cellular component: nucleus. Gene Ontology annotation, molecular function: RNA polymerase II cis-regulatory region sequence-specific DNA binding; DNA-binding transcription activator activity, RNA polymerase II-specific. NCBI's taxonomy places the organism in Eukaryota, Metazoa, Chordata, Actinopteri, Cyprinodontiformes, Fundulidae. The coding region runs from base 148 to 2592 and encodes 814 amino acids. The record is from RefSeq and is a predicted model, not a curated record. Gene Ontology annotation, biological process: central nervous system development; positive regulation of transcription by RNA polymerase II. The transcript is spliced from 11 exons.
UUGGCAUCCCCCUGUUGGGAGGAGACAGGAAGAAAGUGCUUACCAUCCCGAGCUUGGGGGAUAGGGUUCACGUUUUAAGAAAGGUAAAACUUUUACCUGUGCCAGUGUACGGUCCUUCUUGCAAAGGAAGGGAAGGCACCAGGGACCAUGAGUGAGAAUGGCCCUCGAACAGAGGCGCCAAUGUACUUCGAGGUGGAGGUGGAUCUACUGGAGCGGGAAGACGAAGAGGAGGAAGACAAGAUCCGCUACGACAAAGACGACGACCUGAUUGCCGAGCCUUCGUCCUCGUCUGGUCGCGUGUACGACCGCACCACGGUGCUCAUCGAGCGAGACCCCAUUCGUCUGGACGAGGAAGGCGAAGAGGAGGGCCACUGUGGUGGCGAUGAAGACGGCGUCACCUUUUUAACUGAGGGGGAGGGCGACGCGGAUGAGGAGGAGGGCUCUCUGGCCUUUAUGGCCGACCCCGACGGCAUGUCGCAGGGUUACGUGCAUCACACGAUCUCUCCCGACCAGAUCCAGUUCACGAUAAACCCGGGCUCCACCCCGAUGCCGCGCAACAUAGAGGGCGCUACGCUCACCUUGCACUCUGAGUGCCCAGAGACUAAGCAGAGAGAGGUAAAACGCUAUCAGUGCACUUUUGAAGGCUGCCCUCGGACCUACAGCACAGCAGGAAACCUGCGGACACACCAGAAAACGCACCGAGGCGAGUACACCUUUGUGUGCAAUCAGCAGGGCUGCGGAAAGGCCUUUCUCACUUCCUACAGCCUGAAAAUCCACGUCCGUGUUCACACGAAGGAGAAGCCUUUUGAGUGUGACGUGCAGGGCUGUGAAAAGGCCUUCAACACGCUGUACAGGCUAAAGGCACACCAGAGGCUUCACACAGGAAAGACAUUCAACUGUGAAUCUGAAGGAUGCACAAAGUACUUUACCACCCUCAGCGACCUGAGGAAGCACAUUCGCACUCACACUGGGGAGAAGCCAUUUCGUUGUGACCACGAUGGAUGUGGGAAAGCCUUUGCUGCAAGUCAUCACCUAAAAACACAUGUACGAACGCAUACGGGGGAGAAGCCAUUUAACUGUCCGAGCGACGGCUGUGAAAAGAAGUUUAGCAGCCAGUACAGUCUGAAGAGUCACAUCCGGGGCCACGACAAAGGACAGCCCUUCACCGUCACCAUCACCCACCCACACUCUGAAGAUGCAAAUCACUCGCUGUGCCUCAGUGACUUGAGUCUCCUCUCUACAGACUCGGAGCUACGAGAAAACAUCAAUAAUGCUCAAAACUUGGACCUCAACAAUGUGACUCCUAUAAAGAUCUUUGAACUCAUGUUCCAGAGUCCUGAAAAUAGCAUCAGCCAAGACGAUCCCCAUCCCAUAAAGGAUUUAGGCGAGACCUUCGGUGUAGAGACCUCUGCUCAACCGGGAGGGACCGAUGCCUCGCCUGUAAUCCCUUUCUCCGUCAACCCUACCUCCUCUUCAAGCUGCUCCAAUAACGCUGCUGUCUUGGAGGCUUCUUCCCAACAUGUUCCGAACUCCUCCUCUCAGGCCCACACUCCUGUUCCUGUCACCGUUGGUGUCAGCUCCACACAGAAUCCCCCUUUCAUGCAAGUAAGUGGGGCUCCGCAGAUUUCAGACGUGCCUCAGGCUCCCGUCCAAGCGCCAAACCAUGUCACCUCUCAACACUAUGUGGCACUGCCACCGACAUUCCUGCAGUCAGAAAGCGCCACUCAGACUUCUCCGCCGCCGCCGCCGCAGCCCGUCUCGGUUCAGCCUCCAGCGGCUCCAGCUCUGACCUCCACAGCUCCAGCUUCUGCAGCCUCCACAGCUGACGGCCUCUCAGCUGUGGCUCAACCCGUGCCUUUGACCAACUGCGCUGUCACCAACACUGUUCCCGGUCAGGCCACGAACCCUGCCACCAUCACCAUAGCUUCGACUCCCAGCGUGCUGCAGCCCGGCCUCGUCAUGUCGGACCAGAACCUCCAGUGGAUCCUGAGCAGCGCUGCCAACAGCCAGCAGAACCCUGAGCAAGCUUCUCAUCAAGGAGCUCCAAAAGUGGAAAAGCUUUUCUUUACUACAGCCAUACCAGUCGGAGGAAAUGCUGGUAACUCGGUCCAGCAGAUCGGCCUCAGCCUGCCGGUCAUCAUCAUCAAACAGGAGGAGUCCUGCCAGUGCCAGUGUGCCUGCAGGGACUCUGUGAAAGACAAGACUGCAAAGAGUGCCUCCUCCAUCAUUUCAUCCCCUUCACAGCAGCAAGCUGCAGAGCCCCCUCCCCAGCCGUCAUCUGAGCCUCCAAACAUUUCAACCACUUCUUCUUCUUCUCCUUCUUCUUCUUCUUCUUGCUGCCUCCCCAAGUCUUCCUCCAAGGUGGGUGAGCCGAGGCCAGAGGCCCCCUCCUCUUCCUCCCCCUCCGCUGCAGCUCUGAGUUUCUCCCCUAUAGCGGGCAGCGGCGCUACCAACCCACCGCCGUCCGACGGCUUAGCCAGCAUGGACGUCUCAGACUUCCUGUCCAUGCAGAGCCCCGAGACGGCCGCCAACUUCGAAGCGCUGCUGCUGGUUGCGGAUGACUUGAACAUAACCACUGACAGCGGUCACUGAAAGGAUCGUCUUUUGAGCCGGGCACAACACGUUUCUCCUAUUCCAGCCCAAAGCUCGAGCAGCUCUUCAAAGCGAACGCCUCACCCGUCACCCUGUAUAGUUUGUGCAUGUAAAACCCUCUGUCUGUGCAGUGCAUUCUGUUCUGUACGGCACUGUGUGGCAGAUAUACAAACCUGUACAAACUAGGAACACGUCUUUUGAUUUGCUCUCAUCGCAGUAGCUGUGGUUAGUUUGCUUACAGAGAUUUAGCAGCCUUUAGGGAAAUUUAAUUCUGACAAGAAGACGUUGAUCCUUUGUGGAAAACAUUACCUGUAUAUAUUAAUCCUAUCGAUGGCGACUCUUGAACUGAUGAAAUAACUGUUGUCAAGGCACUGAUAAUAUAAAAAAGGUCUCCGAGGUUGUAGAACUGAGCAGAAAGGAAAAAAAAAACUGUUUAUCUUGGUACUGUACCGCAGGUCCUCUCAAAUGCCGCUUCAAAUUGAUAUGCAGCUGACCAGAAUGCACUGUAUAUUGGAGGAAUUUGCUCUUUAAUUUUGAUUUUAAAGCAUCAUUUAGCUUGUAUGAAGUGGUUUUCUUAGUAUUUAUGUUAUUGGAAAACUAAUGUAAUCAGGAAAAUGUGAUUGCUAAUUGAGAAAAGAACCUAUGAUCAUCUCUGCCUGUCUUUUUUUUUUUAAACGGCAUUAAGUCGAUUGGUAAGUUGCCUCUAACUUAAACUAACUUUUGUAUAUGUUAAUUUAUUUAAAUGCUUGAUUCUUUUAUUAUACUGGUAAAACUACUUUAUUAGAGCAGAAAAGUAAUCUAAUUUAUUUCAAUCAGGUGUGCUUUUAAGUUGAGCCUUUUAUUUCUCCUUAUUUGGUUACUGAAAUGCUUAACGAGUUUAGCUGAAAGCAAGUUUGUGAAAAGAUUAACCUCUAGUUUAAUGCACAGGAAGGCGAACUGUUUAGGAUCUGAAAGAUAUGACCACACUUAGUUUACAGCUACUGUCACCAUCCCAUGUUUUUUAGGGCCGUGACCCUCUCAGGGACGCAUCAAGUCAUAACUGAUCCCUGUUCCCUGAGUUCGUUAGACACGUUUCCUUUCACCAAAAGGCUCACACUUGCAGUAGCCCUAUGUUUUGCUGCACUCUUCCCUGUUUUUUGCACACUUUCUUGUAAAAAUGAAAAAUGAAAUUCACAGCUUGUGAGCUGAGAGGCGACACCACUACAGACUUUUUUGUAUACAACUGCUGUAAAGUAGCAUUUAGAAGCUGGUGUCUGAAGACCGUGUAAAUAGAGUACAUUUUAGUGUAAGCAUAUUUGAGAACCUUGUAGAUUCCAGGAUUUGUAUUUUUGUAUAGAAAUUUGAGCUCAGAGUUUGAAGCUGAUCUAUCGUGCAUCCUUGCAUUUCUUCCCCCCACCCCAACCACAUUUAUGUAGAACAGUUUUGAGUUUUUGCUGUGUUUAGUUGAAUUGUUCUAUAAGCAACUGGGCUUGUGUACAGUCAUCCUUUGUAACAAAAUAUGUAACUUAUAGCCUGUUGGUAAAGAGUAUAAUUUAACAGUAUUUCACAUGGGACACAAUGCAAUGACGACAGAGCUAAGGCAUUAUCUCCUGCAGCUUUUCGUAUAGAAGCUCCUUGGCCUUACAAACCAUUCUGUAAGCCUCUUUGCCUUGAUCAUCUCUCCUUCAGACGUCAAAAGCUCAACAUUUUAUCUCCUCUAAUCUCCUUAACCAGAUCAUUUGGCCAAAACCGUAUAGGUUUAUUUAGAUUUUACUCAGUUUUCUAGAACGGACGUUGGGAGAAUGUAUCGAAUUAUUAUGAUUAAUUUAGGGUCGCCGAGUCAAAAUGAGGCCUCUUUUCCAUUUAACAUCAAUCAAGAACGUCUUUGAGAUGCAGAAUAUUAAGCGGACAUGUUGUCCCGAGUCAGCAAACGUGAUGGUUUCAGGAAAAAAAAAAAAAGUUAAGAGCCACCAUUUUUGUAUUUUGAUAAAGAAGCACAUUCUUGUAACCAUGCCUGAGGCUCAACCAGACAGUUUUACAAGUUGCCAAUCUUUCAAAGUUUCCAUGGGCAUCGACGGCUUUUUCACUGUUAAGACCUGUCCUUGUCCCUCACCAUUGUGGUGUUGAGAACACAUGACAUAGUUGUAUCAAUUUUUUUAAUAAGUAUUUUGGCUUUCAAAUUGGUUUGUCCCCAUUUAUCUGCACAGUAAAAGGCUGCUUAUAAAAGUGCCUAAAGUUUCAAUUAGAUUUGUCAAAUUGACACUAUAAAACAGGACCUUUUUUAAACGCGCAAAUCAGUUAAAUUGUUUUGAAAAUGUUUGGUGCAGAGACUGGCUUAAAAGAUGGUAGACAGCCUGUACUUGUAUAGGGCUUCAUCAAGUCCUGUGGCUACUACUACAGAAAGCAAAAACUGGUAUACGAAAAAGUUGGUAUACAAUUUUGAAUUUUCUUUUCUCAACUACAUUAUUUAUUUAAACUGGUUUGUUUUAUUCUAAUUUUCUAUCAAAACCAGUUUGAUUAAAAAAAGCUUUAAUCACUAUGAAAAGUCAGAAAAGUUACUAUUUAAGGCUUUUUUUUUUUCCUUUACACAUUAUUCCAAGUGAGAAAACUUGAAUGUUACACUACCUGGACCAGUCUAACAAUUUUACAAUGGAGGGCAGAUUAUAGAAAAUGCAGCUUGGACAAUUCUCUCGGUCUGACCACUCAGAGUCUUAAACCCCCAUAAAUUAAGGCCAUAAAGUUGUGGUUUUGCGCUUUAUGAAGUCAUUCACACAUAAUUCAUAUGAAACAAUACAUUCUGCUUUGACCAGUCUGAAUAUUUUGGAUUUCUAACUAGAAUGAACCAGAGAGAGUUCAGAGUCAUUAUGCAGCAUAAUUGCCUUUUGGUCAAGUCCUGCAACUGAUUCCAACUUUAGAGUCCUCUUAAAAAGUGUAGUUGGCUCAAACCAAAAGAAACAGUUCCCUGACAUCCCUUAAAACCGUUUAAAGUUCAGCUCUUUUAAAGCAAUAUACAAAUAAGGCAUGGUUUACAAUUUGUACCAAAAUGUGUAGUUUCUCCACUCACAUCUUGUGCUUAAAAAUAUGCUUUGCGUAUAAAAAGUGUAAAACUGACAGAAUUUGACCGUUUAGAGAACGCCAAAACCUCAGAGGAAGCCGAACGCCCACUCAUGUUUUUUUAUAUGUACUGUCAAUUUACAGUACGGAGCUAUGCAAUUUAAGGUGGCAUUUAGAGUUUACAUACUGACUCAAGACCUUUUUGUCUUCUACACGCGACCAGAGUUUAGUUUUCUGCAGACUUGUGCAAAUUCAAACGAACAGAGUGAAUCUGGACUGAAGUGUUUUCAGGUACCGUGCCCACAAAUUUUACAGCCUUCUUUUGAUUCAACUGGUUCAGAUAUAGUAAAAAAAA